Melampsora larici-populina 98AG31 is the source of this 945-nucleotide messenger RNA. RefSeq lists its product as uncharacterized. The coding region runs from base 1 to 945 and encodes 314 amino acids. Lineage: Eukaryota; Fungi; Basidiomycota; Pucciniomycetes; Pucciniales; Melampsoraceae. The record is from RefSeq and is a predicted model, not a curated record. The transcript has a single exon.
AUGGUAGCUGAAAAGAAAAAGGUGUUAAGUAUUUUCUUUCUCAUUGUUGAUCACUCUCCAUGUGCUGACACAUUUCAAAACCAGGUUUGCAAAGAUUACUUUGAUUUCUUGAUCAAGUCAGGCGCCAACCCAGUUUAUGUGUCCAUCUUCCAACUGAGAAACUACACUAUGAUGGGCGAUGUCUUCGAAGUAAAAGUUAUGGCUGGGGAUCAUUUGGUUAACGAGCUGCAUUUCAGCAUACCUCAAUGGUGGUCCCGAAAAACAAUUUGCUUCAUGGAGACCAUUGAGAAACAAGUAGACUUUCAUGCUACCUCUCGUGACUUGUUUCCUGGAGAAAGCCGUACUCGUAUUAGAUUCAUAAACACGUCAGCCACCGCCCACGGCUUUGUGACACUACACCUUCCAGCCAACAUGUACAGCAAAAAGUUCCAAGACCACUUACUGGCAAACAAUCUUGCUGCACUUGGAAUGACACCUUCUUUGUUACCCAAGCUGGAAUACAUGCUGUCAAUUUUCCCUGCGGACAAUAGCAAAAUCAAUCUUCAUCCCUUGGGCGGUGUGGUCGACGAUCAUUAUUCGAGUGACAAUGAGAUAUCUCAUUGUGAUCUUUCCAAAACCAAUCCUGAUGUAGCUCUGGCCUCCUCACUGGCUGCUGAUCAACACAAGCUUGGAGAAGUCAGAAAUCCCGUCCAGACUGAGGUCGCGACUUUAAAGGCUGAGAUGCAGAAAUCAAUUUCUGCCUUUGCAGAUUUCCAAAAAGAAAUACUAGAGGUUAUGCCUAAGCGCUUGGAAGAUUUGAAGAAAGCACAAGAUGCUAUCAAUAACAUCAACACUAAACUUGUUUCAAUUGAAGAUAUGAUAGCUGGUGGAAAAGUUGCAAAGUGGUCAGCUGACGUGGCCCAAGAUUCCAAUUCACUCCCAGCUGCCUCAGAUAUCUUUGGCUAA